AUGCUCUCCUACGACGCUCCGAUGCCCGCUGCUCAGGGCCAAAAGGACACUGCGGCCUUGGCCACGCUUUCCGGCCAGACCGCUGCGCCAAUGACUGCCGGCGGCCGCGCUCAGACUUACAACCAUCACCACAUUUGGCUCGUCACUGGCCCUGCAGGGUGCGGCAAGUCGACGGUAGCCGAGCAUCUCUCCCAGUCGCUUAGCCUACCCUACAUAGAAGGCGACUCUUUUCACCCGCCUGCCAACAUUGAGAAGAUGGCCAACGGCACACCACUCACUGACGCCGACCGCUGGGACUGGCUGACCGUGUUGCGCGAAGAGUCGACCCGCCUCAUCUCCUCGGGCUCAGAAGGUGUUGUCCUCACCUGCUCAGCCCUGAAGCGCAAGUACCGCGACGUCAUCCGCGUAGCCGCCUACUACGACCCGUCCCUUCUCAUCCAUUUCAUCUACCUCGAUGCGUCAGAAGAGACUCUCUUGCAGCGCGUAGCCCAGCGCAAGGGUCAUUACAUGGGCGUCAACAUGGUGCACAGCCAGUUCGACAUCCUCGAAAGACCGGGGGAGGAUGAGAAGGAUGUCAUCAAAGUGGAUGUUAGCCGGACGCUCGAGGAGGUCAAGGGGGACUCGCUCCACAAAGUCGUCAAGCUGAUGCGCGACGACGAGGUUGAGGAUAAGCAACAAUGA
Emericellopsis cladophorae is the source of this 681-nucleotide messenger RNA. Its product is annotated as gluconokinase. Gene Ontology annotation, molecular function: gluconokinase activity. NCBI's taxonomy places the organism in Eukaryota, Fungi, Ascomycota, Sordariomycetes, Hypocreales, Bionectriaceae. The record is from RefSeq and is a predicted model, not a curated record. The coding region runs from base 1 to 681 and encodes 226 amino acids. Gene Ontology annotation, cellular component: cytoplasm. The transcript is spliced from 2 exons.